Messenger RNA from Gasterosteus aculeatus aculeatus (three-spined stickleback), 2021 nucleotides. RefSeq names its product Golgi reassembly-stacking protein 1. The record is from RefSeq and is a predicted model, not a curated record. NCBI's taxonomy places the organism in Eukaryota, Metazoa, Chordata, Actinopteri, Perciformes, Gasterosteidae. Gene Ontology annotation, cellular component: Golgi apparatus. Gene Ontology annotation, molecular function: protein binding. Gene Ontology annotation, biological process: Golgi organization.
CAUCCUUAUUGAUUCGCUUCGCCUGGCUCUGAGUCGGCUGCUGUCAACCUGUCCCCUGUUGGCGUUAGCUAGCUUGAAUCCGCGGUGAUAUCCUUCAGUUAUGACUUUUAACAGUGCUUUACCUCAGUGACAUCAAGCCAGUUACUGUAUUUACGUUAAUUAGCAACAUCUGUUGAGGACCAUGGGGCUUCCGCAGAGCUCGUUUUUGUCGGACGGGGGAACUCACAGUGGAUAUCAUGUCCACGGGCUCCAAGAGGAGUCGCCGGCUCGGAGGGCGGGUCUGGAGCCUUUCUUUGACUUUAUUCUCUCCAUCGGAAACACGCGACUUAAUAAAGAAAGUGACUUGCUGAAUUAUCUUCUAAAAGCCAAUGUGGAGAAAGCAGUCAAACUUGAAGUAUUCAACUCAAAAAGCCAGCGGGUGAGGGAACUGGAGGUGAUACCCAGUAACAUGUGGGGGGGUCAGGGUCUGCUGGGCGCCAGCGUCCGCUUCUGCAGCUUCGAAGGAGCCAACGAGAACGUUUGGCAUGUUUUGGACGUGGAAGCUAAUUCCCCUGCUGCAUUGGCUGGCCUUAUCGAUCACGAUGACUUCAUCGUAGGAGCUGACCAGGUGUUGCAAGAUUCAGAGGAUUUCUUUUCUUUGAUUGAAGCCAAUGAGGGGAAACCUCUGAAGCUGCUUGUGUACAACACUCAGACUGACCACUGCAGAGAGGUGGUAGUAACACCAAAUGGAGCGUGGGGAGGAGAGGGAAGCUUGGGCUGCGGCAUCGGCUACGGCUACUUGCACAGAAUCCCGACGCGUCCAGCUCCGCCUCAAUCCACCGGCACAGACGACGGUGAAGAGCUGGUUGCAAGCGGCCACGCUGAGCAGGUGCCUCCCAGCGCUGCAGGUCGUCCCUCUGCUGUCCGUGAAAUCGAUUUGAAUCCAAUGGAAGGAGCCGUGCAGGACAUGCGUGCACCCUCGUCUACUCAGCUGGCCGUGGACUUGGAUAUUUCCAGUGGAUCCAAAGCGGUGACUCCAGACGUGUCGGACACGGUUUCCACCAACGACACGGGCCAGAGCUCCAUGUUUGCUGAUUAUGGAGAUGACUCCAGCGAUCCGUGCAGCUUGGAUAUAUCAUCCUUUGACCAAAGACCUUUAUCCCCAGAGAGGGAAGAAGAAUCUGACCCCCGGGAGGCCGAGCAGAAGGAAGUCACCCACCAGAUCGCAAACACUUCUUUGAGCAGAGAGACCGGGGACGACCUCGCAGGCCUUGAAGUCGCCACAGAGGACCCGAGUGACGCGAGUAUCCCCGAGGUGCAAAAUACCCGUUCUGAGCCCUCAGUGAAUGUCAUAGAGGAGGAGACGGCUGCGUCACACUGUUAGGAUGACCGGAGCGUCAUAACUGGUGAUUGGUGCAUAGGAGGGGAUUUAGGAUGCUUACCAUGUGAUUGUAAGUGGCAUCACUGGCACUUGUUUAAUUUUUAAGAGUUUAUGUAAAUCCAGGUACCAUUACUGCAUGCUGAAUUGCACAUGAGAGAUGGUUUGUACUCCAUGAAUGUACUCCUUAAUUUAGUCAUCGUCUCAACAUCAUGCAGGAUGAAGCCUUAGUUGAGUCUUAGUUGCUGUCUAAAGGCAUCCUAGUUUGCACUAAAAAGCCAAGGGUUAUUCAUAUUUUAUUAUAUAAUGUUUUGUCUGGUCCCAAUUAUCACCUGCUGAAUAGUCUGAAUCGCUGUUAGAAGAAGUUUGAGCUGCCGUCCACGCAGAUCCAUCAUGUUUCCCGUUGGAUGCUUUUAUUUUGGAGUUUAAGUACCUGUGAAAAGAUCUUUUAAACCUCAGGCAUUUACCAUUUAAGCCACUUUGCCUUGCGUCUCAUUUUAAAUACCUGCCUUUCUUGUGUUUUUUUUUUUUUUAUACACAUAAUCCCUUUGUAUAGAAUUUUAUUCAAUUUUAUGGAUGGAUGGAACAGGUUUUUUUUGUUGUUGUUUUUUAUUUGAAAGAAGAUGCUCAAGAAAUACCUGCUGUAGUCAGAUGUUUUACUCUA